Molecule: messenger RNA, 3273 nt
Organism: Brassica napus (rape)
Lineage: Eukaryota; Viridiplantae; Streptophyta; Magnoliopsida; Brassicales; Brassicaceae
Product: adenylate isopentenyltransferase 1, chloroplastic-like
Exons: 1
Coding region: 2171-3169 (332 amino acids)
Biological process (GO): cytokinin biosynthetic process; tRNA modification
Cellular component (GO): mitochondrion
Molecular function (GO): tRNA dimethylallyltransferase activity; AMP dimethylallyltransferase activity
Source: RefSeq, a predicted model, not a curated record
UCGACAUAAGAGAUGGUAAGAGCAGCCAUUUCUGGUUUGACAACUGGACGGGGCAGGGGUCGUCUGAUUGAUAUAACUGGAGUUACAUGUACUACUUACCUUGGGGUUUUGAGACAUGCUAGAGUUAGUGAUGCGGGGAAUUUGUAGGGUUGGAGAAUCAAAGGGUAAAGGAGUAGGUAUUUUGGUGCUCUUCACCAAAGUAUCAGGGUGAUUACCCCUCCUCAUCCUGAUAGUGGUACUGAUAUAAUUAUUUGGAAGCAUGGGGAUGAUAAUUAUCAGGCGUAUUUCCCUGCAUCCAAAACAUGGGAUCAAUUGUGUUUCAAGAAGCCCAAGGUGGCCUGAAGUAGAAUGGUGUGGUUCCCACAAGGAGUCCCUCGGUCCUCUUUUAUCACUUGGUUAGUCAUCAAAAAUAGAUUGUCAACAUGGGAUAGAAUGAGGCAAUGGGGUUUGGUGCAGGGAUGUGUACUUUGUGGGGAAAGGGAUGAGAUAAGAGACCAUCUCUUCUUCGCAUGCCUAUUUUACUACACAGUCUGGGAAAAUCUUGCAGGUCGUUUACUGGGCAAAGGAAUCAACCCAGAUUGGCAAUGGACUAUCAAUCGUAUGCAGAGGUUGGGAGAAAAGAGAAUGGAUACUAUACUUGCUAAGAUGUUAUUGCAGAGCGUUAUCUAUCAUGUAUGGAGAGAGCGGAACACAAGACGACAUCACCAGACUUGGAUGUCCACUGAUCAAAUGAGAAGAAUUGUUGAUAAGGCUGUAAUAAACAGGAUUGUCUCGUUGCGGUACAAGUAUGAUCAUAAAUAUGGAGGUCUACUUCAGCGUUGGUUUGAGUUAACCACAUAGACACAAAAUUAUAUAUUUUUCCCUUCCUUUACAUAGCAUAGAAUAUUUAAAAUCUAGAGAUUGAGAUACGUAUAUAACUUUUUUUGAUAGAUCAAUAAAUUUUUAAUUUUAUCAAAAAAAAUAUGUUAAACGUAGCUCAAACCAUAAUAUCAAAUUUGAUUUCCUAUUAUGAAUAGUGUAGCGCUAGUUACAAAGCAUCAAAUUUAGUGAAAUGUGUCAUUAUUAGUAUCCAUUAAAGAUGAAAUUAUAUCAAAUUUGAUGUUUCGGUAUUUUAUUAGAAUUGGCCUUAGAUUGUUAAGAAGCAUUUGCAGUUCACGCUCGCAAUAGCCCAAUAAUUCCUCACACGCGUCUCUCUUCUGCACAGACCUUAACAUUGUUUCUUCCCAUUCUCACUGUACGGUUGUGAUUGUAUAGUCACUCUAGCGCAAAUUUUUACUCCAAGAAGUUAGUAUUUACUCUGUGUUUCACUAAUAAGUCACCAAUCAGGUAGAAAUCAUUUAUUUCCUUUUUACUCUACUCACUUUUCAAAUAAAGAGAAAUACACACUCAAUUUUACUCCCGGUUUUAUUAGAGUAAUACAGUUUUUUUUCUUUUUACUUUAUUGGUUUCCACCAUUUUAGUUUUACUCUAUUUUCCACCUUUAAUUUUUACUCUGAUUUACUCUAAAAUUACCAAUCAGACUCUACAUUUCACAGUAGCCUACACGUGACACAACGAUUCAUCUGCAUCUAAAACCCAAGUUAUUAACUUUUGCUAUUUUGAUGAUCUAUCAAUUUUUAGUUUUUUACCAAAAAAAAUAGGUUAAGUUUGUUCUUGUCUAUUCCAAAUGAUGAAAAUACACUGAAGUAGCCCAAAACAAUAAAGACAAAAAUUACUUUCAAACACAUUUGUUAUUACAAAAGUAGAAAACAUAAUCUUGUACUAAAAGGCUGGGUACCUGAAAGUUAAUUUUGCCUUUCUGUUUUUUCUGGGUUCUACACUUCUGUUCACAUAUUGUUCUACAGAUUACAAACUUAUAUACAAAAACUUAAAAAUAUAAUAGUCAUAUGCAAUUGUCUUUAUUUUCUAAGAAAAUUUGCUAACAGAGUUUCGUUGAUUUAUUCGAAAGCCCUCUUCAGACCCAAAAAGCAGAAAAGAAGAACAAAAGUAGUGACGCAUUAGAUUUCGACCACCUCCAUUGAAGUGAAUCUCUCCGAGAAAUCGAGAAAAGUAAAGAGAGAGAAAGAGGUUGUAGUGUGGUGCAUCGUUUGCAAGAAAAAAAAGAAACAGAAACAAAACCCGUACACGAGAAAAACACACAGGUUUCUGUUUUUGUCUCUUUCCGUGCUUAAUGACUGAACUCAACCUCCUCCCAAAAAUCUCCGACCACUUCACGACGACAUCAACGUCACCGUCUUUCUCCUCACAUUCUCAUUUCCCCUUCUCCGUACCCACGAACGACCAAUCACGUCCCCAAAACCUUAAAGACAAAAUCGUCGUCAUCUUAGGAGCAACCGGCGCCGGAAAAUCACGCCUCUCCGUCGAUAUCGCCACUCGUCUCCCUUCAGAGAUCAUAAACUCCGACAAAAUCCAACUCUACAAAGGACUAGAGAUCACCACGAAUCAGAUUACGAUCCCCGACCGUCGCGGCGUCCCCCACCACCUCCUCGGCUAUCUCCGCUCCGAAGACGGCGAACUCACCGCCGGAGGUUUCCGUAUCGCCGCUUCAAACGCCGUUUCCGGUAUAACCUCCCGUAAAAAGCUCCCCAUCAUCGCCGGCGGAUCUAACACAUUCGUCCACGCACUUCUCGCCGAGCGAUUCGAUCCAAAGAUCGACUCUUUCGGGUCAGGAUCAAUCUGUCGGGAGUUACGUUACAACUGCUGUUUCGUCUGGGUAGAUGUGUCGGAGACUGUGCUCUUCGAGUAUCUCUUGAAACGGGUCGACGAGAUGAUGGGCUCGGGUAUGUUCGAAGAGCUGUCCGGCUUUUACGACCCGGUUAAAGCGAGUAUGACCCGGUUUGGGAUCCGGAAAGCUAUUGGUGUACCGGAGUUUGACGGUUACUUCAAAAUGUACCCACCGGAGAAGGAGAAAAAGUGGGAUUCAGGGAGGAGAGCGGCGUACGAUAAGGCGGUGGAGGAGAUCAAAGAGAACACGUUGAGGUUAGCGAAGAGACAGAUAGUGAAGAUUGAGAAGCUGAGAGAUGCAGGUUGGGAUAUUAAGAGGGUUGAUGCAACGGCGUCGUUUAGUGCGGUUAUGAUGGGUAGAAGAAGAGAGUGGAGAGAGAUCUGGGAGGAGCAAGUUUUGAAGCCAAGUGUAAAGAUUGUGAAUCGGCUGUUGGUGGAAGAUUAGGUUAUUUUCCUGCUCAUUUUUUAGGAGCAAUUUUGUCAUUUACGAGUUCGAUGAGAGAUUUAUUCUCUUAUUAUUUUUCAAAUUAAUGUACAAAAAUCCCAUGU